Megalopta genalis is the source of this 2492-nucleotide messenger RNA. RefSeq lists its product as uncharacterized. NCBI's taxonomy places the organism in Eukaryota, Metazoa, Arthropoda, Insecta, Hymenoptera, Halictidae. Gene Ontology annotation, cellular component: nucleus. The record is from RefSeq and is a predicted model, not a curated record. Gene Ontology annotation, molecular function: zinc ion binding.
AUGCAGCGUAAAAAUUGUCUGUUCGAACGAUUGGGAUCAAAGCAUCAAACGCCCCAGAUGCUGUUCAAGAAAUCGGAAUUCGGGCAGGUGGAGUAUAAUGUGCCGGCAGAUAGGUUGCCUCAGUUCAAUUUCUUCCCUAAAAGUCUGUGCGACAGUGAAAUACGUAACUCCUCGUUCUUCGCGACGCCACCGAUGGAAAAAAAGCCCGUCGUGACGCCGAAAGCGCCGGUGAAAAACAAAAAAGAAUCCAAAAGGGCGGACCUGAAGCCGAAAAGGUUGCAGUACACUGAGGAGGAGCUGGACAAUGACUACAAGCGAAAUGGCACAGACACUGUGUCUGAAAAGUCGGGCAACAUGUUGCUUUGCAAACAUGACACAGUAAAAUGUAAUAGUGUCGAUAUGACGCGGAAACAGAUCACUAGAUCACACACAAAGCUAGACAAAAUUAAGACACAAACUAAUGACAAAGAGAACGACAGUAAUGCUAUAGAUAAUAAUUCGAGGAAUCCGUCGAACGUUAGGAAUAAUUUAACACUGGAAUCGACUAUAGUAUUUGAUUCUCACUCUGAGAAACUGUCUCAAAGCAGCGACCUUUUAGAUUGGAAAGGUAAAUUGCAUUGGCUGCAGGCUAGAAGAGACGUUGGUAUGUGGAUUCAGUGCGAUAGAAACAAUUGUAAGAAAUGGAGAUAUGUUGAAGACUAUCAUGACCCAGUAGAUGUACCAAACAUUUGGUACUGCAGUAUGAACUCUGAUAAGUCAAUAGCAUCUUGUGCUAUUCCAGAAGUGCCUAAAACAUCUGCAAUAGAGGCUGAUUUAAUUGAAAAUUGCUAUAACGCUGGUAGCAUUGUGUGGGCUCAUAUUUGUGGGUUUCCAUGGUGGCCUGCAAUAGUUUGCGAUAGUCCUGAAACAUUUCAGUACUAUAAAUUACGUAAAAAUUCUGCCAUACCCAGUCAAUAUUUUGUCACAUUCUUCAAUGAUAAACUUGAAUGCGCGUGGAUUCGCAAACACAACCUUAAAUCAUUUGCAAAAACCAAAUAUAGCACACUUAUCACCAAGACGAAGUUUGGUAAAGUUGACUACAAAAGUGCCCUGGACAAAGGAUAUGAAACUGCUUUAAAUGCUCUUUCAUUGUCCAUCUCUAAGAGAUUGCAAAAAUUUAGUUUUCUGGCAUUAUAUGAAAAAUUGUACGAUGUUAAUAACAACACAAAUGAGCCAGCCGACACGACAGAAGAUAAAAUGGAGACGAAUUCCGACGACGAAAUACCUCCCACGAAUCCUCCGAAUUCUCUUUCGCUAAAGGAUUAUUAUUUCACCAUACUGCGCAAAAUGCAAGACUACAAGAGUCUUCGAUAUUAGUACAUCAAAAGAAACGUCUCAUUUUCCGUAUAAAUUACCUGGAACCAUGGCCAACACCACCGAAAGUCCGGCGGUUGUAAUGGGACGGCGUUCGUCAGGGAUAAUGGUGCCCGGUCUCGAUAUGCGAAAGAAUGCGAGCCCGCGUCCGGUUGCAGCAGUCGUUCCUAAAUGUGUCUUUGAAAUGCGUCCCGAGUUGAGGUUCUCUAAAUGCGACUUUAACGACCACCACGAGGAACACGAGCGAGUAGAACGGGGAACGACGACCUGCACGGAUUCGGGCGCGGUCAAUGCCGUCUAGAUGCUCUCGCUAUUACUAUCCGGACCGCCUGGUAUUUUCGUCAUGGCCUACUAAUACACUCCGCAAAUUCUCGCCCUGCCACGGGGGCCGGUGCUCGACGAUGACGUGGUCAAGGAAAUAUGCCGAUCGCGGUUCGUGUCACUGGCCCUGAUGGCCAAUUCCUUUCCCCUUCGUUUUCUUUCGUUUCUCGUUUUACUCCUUGAAAACGAGCCAACUCUAGACGCAUCCUCGUCGCACGCACUUACGCGCGCGUUAAAAACCUUUCGCGAAUCGUCGAUCGUUCCGAGGAAAAUCAAGAUCAUCCAGGAAUUUGAGAUCGUCAUCUUAUCGGAAACGCUUUAGCUGUAUCAACGCCGAAUGUUACUUCACCCUCGAAUGCAUUCGGAUGCAAAUUCUUCUAUUAUACGUUUCUACAUCUUCUCUUUUUGAGCUGAGAAAUAUUUGUAACAGGAUGAUCUCGCGGUUGUUCUUCGGACUCUAGCUCAUCUCUGCCCCUUGAGUAGGCAAUCCUGCCAUCAAGUACUCCCUUAUCCUCUAUGUUCUUAAACUCGUCCUAAUUCUUUGUGUACUUCGUUCAUCACAUGCACAAGAUCUACGGUCCAGUUACGAAUUUCAACAAUUAAUAUUAACUAAACCUAUCGUUCUGGUCGAAAUGACCGAUUUUACAUUUCUUCUUUUAACUCUUAGACCGGAGUCGUGAUAGAUCCCAAGUAACAGGCGAAAACAAAUGUGUUAAUUUAAUUCUAGAUAAACAUUGCAUUAAAUUUUAUUCUUAGCUAGAAUCUUAACAAAUUGUUACUACGAAAUGAAAUACAAAUAUCGUGUUAUAUCGGUGAAA